AAAUGUUGCAUCUGUGCUCAAAUUCAUUUGUCGACGUCUUCAGCUGAUGGCAAAGGAGUUGUCGCUUCUGUCUUGCCACUUCUGCAGCUGAUGGCUCUCAACAGAUGAGGUGUUGGCUGCACUGAGGUCCAUCUCUGUGUCUGUAAACCUGUCUUGACUUAAGCAUUUCCCUCUCGAUUGGAGUAUUCCUCUGCGAAAUGUUGGGGCUGCGGUUGUGAGAUGCUGUAGGCUCACGGUGUACCAGUGGAAAGUUGUAUAGGGUGUAUGGGUCAUCCACGGAACAGCCCUGCCCGCCUUCAGAAGCUGCCUCCCACGCCACGGAUACCCAGGCCGUGCAGCCCUCCUCCUAGAAGUUCCAGCCGCCUCUCCUCUGCAGGACUCUCCGGCCGCAUGGCAGGCAUAAUUCAGCCCCCCCGCUCACCUGAUUGGCCCCAGCCUGCUGGCUUGAAUAAUGAACCUGUUAGUGUCGGGGACGGUGAUUGGCCAGGCACUGCUGCAGUGAGAAUGCAGCCUGGAUGCUCCGUGCUCCUGCUCCUUUGGAUGUGCCCUCGAUGAGCCAGCAAGCACAGGUUAGCCGGCACAGCUGCCCAGAGGGCAAGACUCUCUCUUCCCGAGAGCCGUUGCUGCUCCGUUCUGCCUCGCUCCGCCCGAGGCUCCCUGCAAGGCCCAGCAUCUUGGCUUCAUGCUGGCACGGCUUGCCAUUGUCUCUCCGAGGGAGCUGUUUGGGAGGCCGGGCACGGCAGCACCAGCAGACAUUCCAGAGGCAGGAAGCCACCGCGCGGCUCGCUUCUCCCCUGGCGCCGCUGGCUCGGAAGCUUCCCCUGCAGCCCCGACUCUGCAAAGAGGGUGCUUGAGAGCCCGGCUCCCGUUGCCUUCCUCGGCCUCUGACGGCAGGGGCUGCCUGGCCAGUUCGCGAGCCGAGGGCCAGUGAUGCUGCAGUCGCUCUGGCGCUAUUUCUCCUGCCUGAUCUCAAGGGCGGCGUGUCAAGGCCCUGCAGGAGCACAAGAGGAUGAGGAGGCCAAGGACCCCCCAGCUCCUGGCGCUGGGGAGCAGGCCCCCAAGAUGCCGGGGAAGCCACUCAACAAAGGGGGCGGCGACUCGGAAAGGAGGCCGACUAUUCUUCUGGUGGUUGGGCCUGCUGAGCAUUUCCCACAGAAAAUCGUAAAAGCUGGUGACAAGGACCUAGAUGGGCAGCUGGACUUUGAGGAGUUUGUCCACUACCUCCAAGACCAUGAAAAGAAACUGAGGCUGGUCUUCAAGAGCCUGGACAAAAAGAAUGACGGCCGCAUUGAUGCCCAGGAGAUCAUGCAGUCCCUCCGGGACUUGGGAGUCAAGAUCUCCGAACAGCAGGCUGAGAAAAUUCUCAAGAGAAGGGCCGCUGUCGUAGCCGCAGAUCCUGCACUGCCGAGAAGCUCAAGUCCAAGCAUGGAUAAGAAUGGGACGAUGACCAUCGACUGGAACGAAUGGCGGGAUUAUCACCUGCUGCACCCCGUGGAGAACAUUCCCGAGAUCAUCCUGUACUGGAAGCACUCCACGAUCUUCGAUGUGGGAGAGAACCUGACGGUCCCAGACGAGUUCACGGUGGAAGAGAGGCAGACGGGCAUGUGGUGGCGGCACCUGGUCGCAGGCGGGGGCGCAGGCGCCGUUUCGAGGACCUGCACGGCUCCCUUGGACCGCCUGAAGGUGCUCAUGCAGGUUCAUGCUUCUCGCACGAACAACAUGUGCAUCGUGGGGGGCUUCACCCAGAUGAUCCGAGAGGGGGGCACCAGGUCGCUCUGGCGGGGGAACGGCAUCAACGUCCUGAAGAUUGCCCCGGAGUCAGCCAUCAAAUUCAUGGCCUAUGAACAGAUCAAGCGCUUCAUUGGCACUGACCAGGAGGUGCUGAGGAUUCACGAGAGGCUGGUGGCGGGCUCUCUGGCGGGAGCCAUCGCACAGAGCAGCAUCUACCCCAUGGAGGUCCUGAAGACACGCAUGGCCCUCCGCAAAACAGGGCAGUAUUUAGGGAUGCUGGACUGCGCCAAGAACAUCUUCCGGAAAGAAGGGGUGAUGGCGUUCUACAAAGGCUACAUCCCCAACAUGCUGGGAAUCAUUCCGUACGCUGGUAUCGACCUGGCGGUGUAUGAGACACUAAAGAACACCUGGCUGCAAAGGUAUGCUGUCAACAGCGCCGACCCGGGAGUCUUCGUUCUGCUGGCCUGUGGCACCAUGUCGAGCACCUGCGGGCAGCUGGCCAGUUACCCUCUGGCCCUGGUCCGGACGCGGAUGCAAGCGCAAGCUUCAGUGGAGGGUGCCCCAGAAGUGACGAUGAGGGGCCUCUUCAAGCACAUCCUCCAGACGGAGGGAGCCUUCGGCCUCUACCGGGGCCUGGCCCCCAACUUCAUGAAGGUGAUCCCGGCGGUGAGCAUCAGCUACGUGGUCUACGAGAACUUGAAGAUGACCCUGGGCGUGCGGUCCCGGUGACCCGGUGGCCUCGGACCUUGGAACUCUUGAACGGAAGAAAGCAAUCUUGGGGCCACGACCCCCAGGGUGUUGGGUCAUUUCAUUCUGUGAAUGCGCCGAUUCGAGGCGAAGCCGACGGAGCCAAGCUGUGAAGAUCCCAGGCGGGGUGUCGGGGGAUGGAGAGGAGGGAGGUCUUGGGCCUUGUUGCUGCAUCGCUACCGCAGGAGCUGCGUGUCCCAUCCGGCAAUCAUCCGUCACUAAGCAGUCCUCCCUGCACACAAGGGGCCAAACUGGGGAUCCAAGGGGGAAGGCCUGGAGCUGUGAGUGCCGGCCCGGCUCUAGCAGAGUCUCUUCGGAGUUCUCUUCCGAGUCGGAGAAGGUGGUUGCGCCUUUGGAAAAAGCUUCUUUUUGUCGAGGAGUUGGAACCCCUACCCGUUGCUCUAAACCGGCCUUGGGUAGGAGCCGCUGCUAGGCCGAAAGUGUUGUGUUUACAUGCAUUCCUUUGGACAGGAGCAAUUUGUGUGGGAGAUUCUGACCUGCGGCUGGAAGGCCACGCCAACUUCCUGCCCCAGGCUUGCAAGUUGCUUUGGGCUAGCCUGGCAGAGUCAAAAAUGCUUGAUUUUUUUGUAGAUCUGCGUGUGUGUGUCUCUCUCUCUCUGUGUCUUGCUCUAACUGCUAACCAGAUGCACUUAUGAAUGGAAAUAGCGUCCCAGGGCCUGCAUGCCUCCAUCUGCAUGCCCGGUGGGAGGAAGCUGCAUGCACGGCCUCACCUUGAAGGGCUUCACCGAGCUACGGACAAGGCUGCACUGCUUUUGAGCCAUCCGGGUGGAGCGUGGGCGAGAGUGCGGACACCUCUCCUCCCCGCCGGUAGCAUUCUGCAUGGUGCUUUUGAACACGAUUCUGCCAGGUUUGGUGGGCAGCAGAGCCCCCUUCCUGAAGUGGCCUUGGCUGCUGUAUUCUUCUCCUUGCCGUCUUGACAGAUGGAUGCUGGAGUCUGCAUGUGGGCUGGCGAAUCCGGGCUAGGAGGUGCUUUGUUCCUGGGAGUGGGCUGGCUUCAGCUGAAGGGGAGGAGGGGACCUUGGUGGGGGCGCCGAAGAGCGGUGCAUGUGUGCUUUCCUUUCUGCCGGGUGCUCUUCGUAGGGAGAAGGGACGGUGGUGGCUGCAACGUCAGUGUCCUCUGUAUCGUGGGCUACCUCGGGUCCGUCUGCUCAGGCUUCUUGAGGGGGGCCAGCAUCACAUUCCAUUCCUUGUUUUUACUGCUUCAGACAUAUUUAUUUUGUAUUUAUUUGAAGACGAGAGUUAUUGUCCAACUAUUUUUAUAGACCUGUUUAAACAUAGUUACUUAUUUGUCUUUGGUAUUCUUCUGUGUUUUUGUAGAGAUCCUGUAUUUAUGUUCUUAAAACCGUUUUGCACAUUUUACCUAAUAAUCACUAGAAACCGGCGGGGGGGGGGGGAGGCUCAGUCGCCCUCUCCGUGGGCUGCUCUGCUUGUCUGGCAUCUGACCUUGACUGAGGACCUCAGCUGAUUAAGGUGAAAUCCUUGUAGCAAAAAGCCUGGGCUCUUUAAUUGGCAAGAAGUCGUUUUCCCGAAACCAGGGUGCCAGAGGGUCCACUGUUGGACGCUUGCCUUAUCCUGGGAUGUCCUCGUGUUAAAUUUCCAUGUUGGGAUGGGUGCCGGUCAAAACGGGACUAGGUCUGUGCAAGAUGGAUUUUACUUUAAUGUUUGCGAUGGCGAAUAAUGAAAAGGGCUGAUUUGGACGAGGGGAGAGAAAUCUCAGGGAGAGAGAGAAGGACAAGAUGCCUGUUUCCGAUCACAUGGGAGGAAGGCAGAAGCCCUUCUCCAGCUGCAUCAAAAGGAAGCCCCCAGGCACAGCAGUGGCUGUGACCAGCCUGUAGAUGCUCAGUCUCCCAGAAAAGUAGCACCGUCUGGAGUGGCUUCUCUCUCUCUCUCCGGCUCCUCUUCCUGCCUGGGACGGACCCACUGCUGCUUGGAAUUAGCGGCCUAUGGGUCUUUAGUCCAUAUCCGGAUCAGUGGCGUGACUUGUCUCCCCUCUGCCGACCGCCCCACCUUGCCGUGAGUCACCUUGCCCCUCGGGGCAACUCCUUCCUACCAUUUGUGGCCUGACGAGAGCAUUCGGAACACGCCAAUCAAUGCAAGAUGAACUGUUUUUUGGUAACUGUAACCCGGGUUUAUGAAGAGCCGAUCUUAACCAACGGGAAGCCGUUGAUGGUAGACGACUGUUUGCUAAUAAAGGUUUAUCAAAGAUG
Hemicordylus capensis (graceful crag lizard) is the source of this 4706-nucleotide messenger RNA. It is a transcript of the gene SLC25A25, whose product is annotated as solute carrier family 25 member 25. Gene Ontology annotation, biological process: transmembrane transport. Gene Ontology annotation, cellular component: mitochondrial inner membrane. The record is from RefSeq and is a predicted model, not a curated record. The coding region runs from base 931 to 2460 and encodes 509 amino acids. Lineage: Eukaryota; Metazoa; Chordata; Lepidosauria; Squamata; Cordylidae. The transcript is spliced from 12 exons. Gene Ontology annotation, molecular function: ATP transmembrane transporter activity; calcium ion binding.